Molecule: messenger RNA, 810 nt
Organism: Dunckerocampus dactyliophorus (ringed pipefish)
Lineage: Eukaryota; Metazoa; Chordata; Actinopteri; Syngnathiformes; Syngnathidae
Gene: mlana
Product: melan-A
Exons: 5
Coding region: 197-559 (120 amino acids)
Cellular component (GO): melanosome
Source: RefSeq, a predicted model, not a curated record
UAAUCCACAAGCCUCUAAACCCGUGACCGUCAUGAGGAUUUUUUUCUUUUCUCCGGGACACGGGAGAGGGAAAAGAAUUUGGGGCGGUGGAACAAGUAAUAAGACGGGAGAAGAGAGACUUGCCGGGCGCCUGACUCUGUAAACUGGAGACAGAGAGUGGAGCACUUGUCUGCAAUUCAAUUAGCCAAUUAGCUUGAUGCGUUGCAACGACACAGACGGGAUGCCUCGAGGAGACUUCAACAUUUACUUUGCCAGCAGUCGACGUGGAUUUGUCAGAGCCGAGGAGGCAGUGGGUGUUGCUCUGCUGGUGAUCAUCCUGGCUGCCCUCGUCCUCCUGGGCUGCUGGUAUUUUAAGAGGCGGGGUGGCUACAAGAAAAUCAGGAGUCCCAGGUCGGGGUCACCAGCUUACACAGGAGGUCAGUACUCAGAGGCUGGACCAUCUGCACAAAACAAGAUGGCACUCGCCGACUUUGGCAGCCUGCAGUCUGUGAUGCCCAACGCUCCUCCUGCCUACGAAAAGAUCUCCUCUGGACCGCUGCCUCCUCCCUAUUCACCAUAAAAGCACACUCAAAGAAGAAAGGAAAACAGCGCAUCUGUUGCCUGAUGAUUCACACAAUGUACAUAUUGUCUCAACAAAUGAUUAAAACACUACAAGGAGUCUUUGUAGAAGGAACAACCCCUGAAAAAACAAAUGGGGCAUAGAUGUUUAUUAUUUCCAUGCUUUGACAGCCACAUUAGUUCCAUGAAAAUGUAUCUAUGUAGUAAAUAACUCUAUAUGGUAGAAAAUAAAUAAAAAGUGAGUGCAAAACA